AUGCCCAAAGUGAACAAAUACUAAAUUAAAAACUUUCACAAAAAUCUAUACAUGAAUAUUUGCAUUAGUAACAAGAAUCAUUAGAUAUUAGAUUGUUAUCAUCACAUUCUUCUCAACCUUGAAUAAUUCCAUCACCACAAAUUGGAUGGCAAUUUUCCAGAAAUUCAUCUAAAGUCCAAUCUUCUUGACAAAUAAACUUUUAUCAUUUAUUUACUCUUAAGAGCAAUUAAUCCUUUGAUCAAAGAACCAGUAUCUCUUUGUUUAUAUCAAGGAUUUUUUCAUGACAAUGAAGAAAAUAGCGAUUAGAUGUAAUUGUCUCUUCUAAAAUUUAAUGAAAUAAUAGCCAAAAUGAAAGAAAAUUAUGCUCUUUCGCUUCUACCCAAAGGUUUUGUUUUAGAUUGAUAUUGAAAGACAGUUUAGCCAAAAAAAAAUCUUAAAGAAGUACUUAGAAGAAAGAUACCAUAAUAAGAAUUAUUAAGUUAUGAAGUAUGUUUUAGACCUGUUAUUAAAAGUUAUUAAGAGAAUAUAUGUAAAGAGCCCAGCUUAAAUGCAUACUUAGAUCUCAAGAAACGGAUUACACAUCUGAAAUUUAAACAUAUUCAGAAAUGUGGAAAUCAAAUGGAUUAGAUAUGGAAAAUAAGAAGAAAUGAAUGA
Paramecium sonneborni is the source of this 654-nucleotide messenger RNA. The record is from the annotation of a GenBank genome assembly. NCBI's taxonomy places the organism in Eukaryota, Ciliophora, Oligohymenophorea, Peniculida, Parameciidae.